AUGGCUGCAAAGAAAGAGAGGGACGCCGCGCAUGAGCACUCGGAAAUAUCGCAAAUCAUUAUGGAGGGAGAGGGCCUGCUCAAGACGUCCACCGGAAUGGAUGUUAUCCAGCCGAUCCACAGCUUCAAAAGCGCGCCCGAAAACGGGCUGGACGGGUCCUUCUCGCUGGAGAACAGAAGCUACCAGUUUUUUCUGGACAACAACGACUCUUUCUAUGCAGACGCAAAGAAAAGCCCCUUCCACACUGCAGAGCCCAUAAACAAACAGCAGGCAGACAAAAUCCUCUUCAAGGAAAUCAAGUUUGAGGAGCCUCCGCGAAGAGGCGGCAGGCACCGAGACAUGCUCUCCUGCCCGCAGCUGGUGGACCCCGACGAAAGCCUGGACAUAGGCACGGGCGCUUUCCAGAGAAAAAGAAAGGCCAGCGACUCCCCCGACCACUGCGCCCUGCCCUCGAAGCCGAUGCUCGAGGGGAGAACCUCGGCUGACGUGUCGUUCACAAAGCUGCCCGGGUUCAAGACUGCAGAGGGCUCGCAUCUGUACAUAAAGGAGGAGUUUGCGGACAGGGGCAGAAGAAGCCUCGACUUUCUGCACAGCGGAAAGAGCAAGUGCCCCCCGCCUGCCCCCAAGGUGGUUCUCCCGCGGGAGUUUGAGAUGCAGGAGGCAAUGGAGGCGUACAGAAAAAUGAAGCAGGAAAUAUUUCCCCUCACGCGGUCGGAGGAGGAGGAGUUUAACCUGUUCGAGCUGUUCAGGUGGUCGUGGGUGGCAGUGCUUCCGCACAUCCGGGAGAUCAAAAAGCGAGGCUCUGAAGAGUGCGGAAAGGAGAUACAGGCGGUGGUGCUCGAGGAGGCAAAGCGGCGGUGGAAGCUCAACCCAAAGUCCGUGCUCAAGAGAAUAGUCGAGCACGACGAGCACCCGGCCGUCUACAUGAAGGUUCUUGUGGUAGAGGAGGGAAGAGAGUGCAUAACCAUAACAGACGGGGUGCACUCGGUGAAGGCCCGGCUGGACGCACAGCUCCAGAAAAUCUCUGGGAAAAUACGCUCUGGGCACGUUCUGCAGGUUGCGUGCUCGGUGCUCCUCAGCAGCUGCCCAAUCUCGAUAUACGAGGCGCAUCUGGACAAAAGGCCCGUGAUCGAGCUCCGGUACAACGGGGUGAAGCCGUGCCUGUCCGGGCCGCUGGGAUACCAGAGCACGCACGGGUACAUUCGGGAGCUGUCUUCGAUAGACGCAAGCGGAGGAGACAUCAGCUGCCUGAUGCUCAACGUGACAAAGCACAUAAACACAAACUACAUCAUAGACAUCAACGGGUCGAAAACCACAAUAGAGGAGGAGCGGCUGGAGAGCACGCUGGAAAGGAUCGAAAGAAGCAUAGAAAAUCUUGGCCUGCCAAGGGACGAGAAAAUGCGGGCAAUUGACAGCGUGAAGGUGCACAAGUACACCCGGUACAACGUGGUGUGUGACUACUCGAGCAACAAAACGCCCGGGAUACUGUCUGUGUGGGAGCCGGCGUUUACCGACAACCGCCUGAGCAUCCAUAAACGGUACCUGUUCUUCAUGGUGCGCCCGCCCACAAAGGCGCUCUCCAGCAGCACAGUUCUCCUGACCACAACGUCGAAGACGUUCUUUAUCAAAAUAUAG
Messenger RNA from Nematocida major, 1635 nucleotides. RefSeq lists its product as uncharacterized. Gene Ontology annotation, biological process: double-strand break repair via homologous recombination. Bases 1 to 1635 code for a protein of 544 amino acids. The transcript has a single exon. Lineage: Eukaryota; Fungi; Microsporidia. The record is from RefSeq and is a predicted model, not a curated record.